AUGUCACUUCCGAUCACCGCUGAAUCAUCCAGCGUCAUGUCCGACUUGAAUAACCAGACUACCGUGCAGAAUGAGCACCGCCAGGGCGUUUCUGAUACCACUGGGCACUCCAAGAUUCAAGAGAAGGCACCUGAGCGCUAUCCCGAUUCUGUCCACCCCACCGACGCUGAGCCCGGCCAGUCUACCAACAGAACCCACGCCAAGGACGGAGGCAAGGCGUCCAUCGUGCCCCAGAAGCUACAGGAGAAGCUUCCUGAGAGUGUUGAGCGUGCGGUCCCUAACGCGAUACACGACACCGGUGACACCGGUGGCCUCCACCGAAAGCAGUAA
Molecule: messenger RNA, 330 nt
Organism: Fusarium falciforme
Lineage: Eukaryota; Fungi; Ascomycota; Sordariomycetes; Hypocreales; Nectriaceae
Exons: 2
Coding region: 1-330 (109 amino acids)
Source: RefSeq, a predicted model, not a curated record